UUUUCAGCUUUCGGUAUAAAAACGAAUUUCUUUGUUCUGGUUGAUCAUUCACAAGCGUUACCUCCAGUAGAACAUAUCCAACAUUCACAGCAAGAAUGGCAUUCAAGUUCGUUCUCUUCGCCGCCCUGGUCGCUGCCGCCAGCGCCGGACUGAUCCCUCAGCAUGGACACAUUGGACACGCUUCGUCGCACCAGAGCUUCCAGCAGCACCAUUCCGCUCCGGUGCACCACGUGGCCGCUGUCCAUGCUGCUCCGGUUCACCACUUGGCUGCUAUCCACGCUGCUCCAGUCCAUCACACGAUCGUGAAGGAAGUCGAGCACCACGCUCCGGCCAACUACGAGUUCUCGUACGCCGUCCAUGAUGAGCACACCGGAGACAUCAAGAGCCAGCACGAGACCCGCCACGGAGAUGAGGUCCAUGGCCAGUACAGUCUGAUCGAUUCUGAUGGUCACCAGCGUAUCGUCGAUUACCACGCCGAUCAUCACUCCGGAUUCAACGCCGUCGUCCGUCGUGAGCCAACCCACGUGAAGAUCGCUCAGCCAGUGCACAAGGUCAUUGCCCAGCCCGUCCAUGUCCAUGCUGCCCCAGUCGCCCAUCACUCGUUCUCCCAUGCUGCCCCAGCUGUCGCGUACACUUCCCAGCACCAUACAGCCCCAGUGGCCCAUGCUACCAUCUCCCAGGUUGCCCCGGUUGCCUACACCAGCGGACACGGACAUGGACAUCAUGCCACCAGCCACAUCAGCCAGAUCAGCCACAACAGCCACUAUUAAUUGGAAAACUGUGAUAUCAUGAGUUUUAGACGGAUCCUUGUAGUACAAACACGCAAAAUAGUUUAAUUGAUCAUGACUUGUAAAUAAAUAUAAAAAUAUCGCAAAAUACACCAAUCAAUUAUUAUCAACCGUAAA
Messenger RNA from Culex quinquefasciatus (southern house mosquito), 905 nucleotides. Its product is annotated as cuticle protein 8-like. Gene Ontology annotation, cellular component: extracellular matrix. The coding region runs from base 96 to 770 and encodes 224 amino acids. The record is from RefSeq and is a predicted model, not a curated record. Lineage: Eukaryota; Metazoa; Arthropoda; Insecta; Diptera; Culicidae. The transcript has 2 exons.